Messenger RNA from Endocarpon pusillum Z07020, 1353 nucleotides. RefSeq lists its product as uncharacterized. Gene Ontology annotation, cellular component: peroxisome. The transcript is spliced from 2 exons. Gene Ontology annotation, biological process: isopentenyl diphosphate biosynthetic process, mevalonate pathway; ergosterol biosynthetic process. The record is from RefSeq and is a predicted model, not a curated record. The coding region runs from base 1 to 1353 and encodes 450 amino acids. Lineage: Eukaryota; Fungi; Ascomycota; Eurotiomycetes; Verrucariales; Verrucariaceae. Gene Ontology annotation, molecular function: phosphomevalonate kinase activity; ATP binding.
AUGGCAACCAUAACCGUUUCAGCGCCAGGCAAAGUCCUCCUAGCCGGAGGCUACCUAGUCCUGGACAGAGCAUAUCAAGGUCUGGUCUUCGGCCUCGAUGCACGAAUAUAUAUCUGCGUUCAAGCCGCAACAAAUAGUGAGACAGAUUCCAAUUCUCGAAAAAUCAUUGUGCGAUCCCCCCAAUUUGAAAAGGCACACUGGGUCUACUCGUACGUUCCGGCGAAGGAUGGUGUACGGAUUACCCAAUCCCACGAGAGUGAAAGUGAUACUAGAAAUCCGUUUGUGGAAACAACGCUUGUCUAUGUCUUGACGUAUCUAUUUCAUUUGUCAAUCGACCUGGUUGGAGAUCUGAAUAUUACUAUCCUCGCAGAUGAUGACUAUUAUUCACAUACAAAGUCCUCUACCAAAGGAUCGUUCAGCAAGUUCGGUGUUACUCUGGCAAAUGCGCAUAAGACUGGCCUCGGGUCGUCUGCGGCUCUCGUUACGUCUAUUACAGCUGCACUGCUUGGAGCCUUUGUGCCCCACGCUGCUAACUCUGAGUUUUCUUCGCAUCAGCAUGUCAUCCACAAUCUGGCACAAGCCGCUCAUUGCGCGGCACAGGGAAAGGUCGGAUCUGGCUUUGAUGUGGCAGCAGCAGUGUAUGGAUCCUGUCUGUAUCGACGGUUUACCCCAUCGCUUCUUGAGCAUGUAGGUGAUGCUGGCUCUGAUGGAUUUGGCGAGCGGUUACACCGCUGCGUGGAGAAUCUUGACCCGCAUCGUCCGUGGGAUGUAGAGGUGCUGAAACAGGCGGUGCAGAUACCGAGAUCACUACGACUUGUGUUGUGUGACGUGGACUGUGGUUCUCAGACACCGGGCAUGGUCAAGAAAGUGCUUGCGUGGCGGAAGGAGAGACCGGAGGAAGCAGACUUGCUGUGGAGUGCCUUGCAGCAGGGAACUGAAGAUCUCUGUGCAGAACUCAAACGACUGGCCCAAUUGGAGGCGAUUGAGGAAAUAAAACGCGAGAAUCUGCGAGACACCAUAUCGACAAUAAGAUCUCUCAUACGAGAAAUGUCUAACAAAUCCGGAGUACCCAUAGAGCCACCAUCGCAAACCGAAUUGCUGGACGCGUGCUGCACAGUUCCUGGAGUCGUGGGUGGGGUUGUUCCUGGGGCUGGCGGAUAUGAUGCGGUGGUUCUUCUGGUGGAGGACAACGAGAAGGCUCUUGUGGACCUGCAGAAUCUGCUUGACAAGUGGAAAAGCACGACGGAAUCAGGAUCAGGUAUCGCAAAAGGGAGGGUCAGCUUGUUGGGUGUCAAACAAGAUGUGCAAGGGAUUAAGAUGGAGCCAGCUGGGACAUUUGUAGGCUGGAUCUGA